ACUUUUCCCCAUCAGAACGAGAGAACAAUAACUCGGAAAAAGAGAGAAGGCGAAAAUCCGAAGGGAAGAAGAGGAGAACGCGAAGCAAAUGGCGGAGGCCCCGAGCAAGAUCGAAUCCAUGAGGAAGUGGGUCGUGGAGCACAAGCUCCGAGCCGUAGGUUGCCUCUGGCUCACUGGGAUCAGCAGUUCGAUCGCCUACAACUGGUCGCGGCCCAAUAUGAAGCCUAGCGUCAAGAUCAUCCACGCAAGGUUGCACGCACAGGCUCUAACCCUUGCUGCAUUGGUUGGUUCUGCAUGCGUGGAGUACUAUGAUAACAAAUAUGGUUCUUCUGGGCCUAAGGUGGACAAAUACACAAGCCAAUACAUGGCACAUGCACAUAAAGAUUAAGAUGUCCAUGUUGGCUCCUGCAUACCGGAUUAAUUUUGGGUGCUCAUGAACCAUGCACCUGGAUGUUGGAUGGUUAUUCUUUGUCUCCAUAAUGCAAAAUGACAGCGUACUUGCCAGGGUAUUCCUGGAAAAUGACAUCGAGGUUGUAGUGCAAAUAUUAUCUUCAUAAUUUAGCCUCAGGUUGCGUUAUGUAACAUCACAUUGUGGACACCCUGGAAUAUUUUACCAUUUUUCCAAGAAAAGAUCCUGAUUUGUGCCCAAA
Molecule: messenger RNA, 650 nt
Organism: Panicum hallii
Lineage: Eukaryota; Viridiplantae; Streptophyta; Magnoliopsida; Poales; Poaceae
Exons: 3
Coding region: 89-388 (99 amino acids)
Biological process (GO): mitochondrial respiratory chain complex IV assembly
Cellular component (GO): mitochondrial inner membrane
Source: RefSeq, a predicted model, not a curated record